AUGUUUAAGCCUUCAGAAAAGAAGAAGAGGAAGGUGCCAAAAAAGGUUCUGUCUGAAGUUCAGCUGCAAAAGCAGGCGGAAAAGAGGCGCAAGGCUAUUGAGCGUGAAAUCAGUGCUUCCAUAAAAUCCAAGUGCGAGCAGUAUAUGUUUUGCCAUGUCAGCCGACGAAUUUUUGAUGAAUUCCCAGAAACAGAAAUUCGAACACGCAUGCUUUUUGCGGAAAGGAAUAUUCACGAACAGUUGAUUUGUGACGAGGAUCGGCCUGAUAUGCAAGUGCUAUGGUAUCGUAAAUGUAUUGAAGCAGUGGAGGCUGAUGGCGCAGUGGACAAGCGCGAAUACUUUGUGAGUUUUGAAACUCGCAGCCCAUGA
This is a messenger RNA of Haemonchus placei, 369 nucleotides long. NCBI's taxonomy places the organism in Eukaryota, Metazoa, Nematoda, Chromadorea, Rhabditida, Trichostrongylidae. The record is from the annotation of a GenBank genome assembly.